Molecule: messenger RNA, 846 nt
Organism: Orbilia oligospora ATCC 24927
Lineage: Eukaryota; Fungi; Ascomycota; Orbiliomycetes; Orbiliales; Orbiliaceae
Exons: 2
Coding region: 1-846 (281 amino acids)
Source: RefSeq, a predicted model, not a curated record
AUGGGCACUUUGGACUUCCUUUCCAGCAUCGUCCCUCAAUGGCCCUUCGCAUCCUCAAUGAAGGAAGCUCCAACCUGCCCUGUCUCACACUCAUCGGACCUCUCCAAAUGUCCAGUCGACCACCUGGGCUUCAAGAAAAACUCCACAACCCUACCCACUGAUGUCGUAACAUCUUCUUUCACAUCGCAUGACCUCAAGUUCAAUGCCGCUGCAUCUCUCCAAGUGCCCGGAAUCGGCCAGAAUGUCGACCCAAAAAUAAUAGAUACCGUCGAUCUUUCAGGUCGUCUCUCCGAAAAUCUGCUAGUUGCUUCACCGUACACUGACAAAGAUCAUCUCCUUGAUCUCAACACUCUCGCCCGUCCGCAUCAACUUCUUGCAAAAGCUUUAACAAUCAUGAAUGCGAAAACCGGCGAGUACGCUAUUGAACCGUACCACGAAGCCUUCAAUUGGGACGAAAUCCUCAUCGCUCUGCGAAAGCUAUCAAAGCGGGAGGAUUACGUAUUCCCCAGAUCUGAAUUCUAUAUCAUUGUUUUCCGCUCAAGGCUUCCCUUUGAUGCGGAUCGCCGACAUUUGGGAAAGUUGGACGAGGAUGCCCAUGUCGAGGCAGUGGAGAGCGGGCAGUUGCUAAAGUAUUGGUUUGGAACGCCGCAUCCCGUUACGGGUAGGAACCUGGCUACUUGUAUUUGGAGACAUCGGGACGAUGCCAAAUUGGGUGGUGGUGGACCAGGUCAUGUCCGGGCCAUGGAAGCUGUGAGGAAUAUAUACCUCGAAUGGAGGGUAGAGAGGUUGAAGUUUGUCGUUGAACAUGAUGCUAGCGAAUGGAGUAUCAGCAAGUGGGUCGAUUAG